Messenger RNA from Phragmites australis (common reed), 2613 nucleotides. RefSeq lists its product as uncharacterized. The transcript has a single exon. The record is from RefSeq and is a predicted model, not a curated record. NCBI's taxonomy places the organism in Eukaryota, Viridiplantae, Streptophyta, Magnoliopsida, Poales, Poaceae. Bases 521 to 2344 code for a protein of 607 amino acids.
CUAAAAUAAUAGAUUAAGAAAAAUAUCAUGUAGCUCAAGUUCGUCAUAUCAAGCAGGCAAGAUAAAUCUAUUUUGAUUUUAGUUGAGCUAUGUACGCCUGACAUAUAAUUUUGCAGUCGAUUAAAACAUAUACGAAUCAGACCAAUAUGUACAUAUGAUUCGGAUACAAGUUUGGAGCAUAAAUAGUUUUCUUUUCGACUAACAUAAUUUUUAUUUAUUUUAUUUUUAUAUAUUUUAUAACUAAAUAAUAUUAACCUCAUAAAAAAUCUAAAAAGACUAAUUUUUAUACAAGAUUAUUGUAAUAAAAAUAGGACGAGUAACCACAGCCGAAGUGGCUGGGCCAGGCCCUGCCCUGCCCAACAGAGCCAUGAGCCUCCUCAGCUGCCAACUCCAGCCUUGCUGCAACAAUUGGGAUUCUUUUUAUGCGAAAUGAUCGUGUCAAUCGGAGCCCAAACCUCAUCAGGAGAGCGGAAAAUUCUCUAGGACAUCACAGCAUUGAGCGGCCCCCAAAACCCCAGCCAUGCCGGCCGGCGCGGGCGCAGCCACGCUCCUCUACCCCAAGCCCCCGCGCCCGCUCUACUCCGGCCUCCGCUUCCUCCACACCGCCGCUGCCUCCCCACUCCGCCCCAAGCCCGCAUCCUUCGCGCCACCCCCCAGAUGCAAACCCGGCGCCGCCACCACCACCAGCAUCCAUGCCUCCUCGCCUGCGUCCGGCUUCUCCUUCCUCUCCUCCUCGACCUCGCCCCCACGCCAGCCGCGGCGGCCCGACCCGCCCGAGCCACCCUCCACCGUGGCCCACGCGGGCCGCAGCAAGAAGGGGAAGAACAAGUCCUCCGGCGGCGGCCGCAUCGAGGGCAGCGGGGACGUGCGGCGGGAGGCCAAGGCGAAGGCCCGCGUCCGCAGCCGCCGCCUGGGCGAGAAUGCCUUCUACCGCCGCAAGCGGCGCGCCGCGGCGGCCGCCUCGGGGCAGGCCGACGUCUUUACCGACGCCGAGCUCGAGAUGAUCGGGAUGGGGUACGACCGCGCCGUCCGCUUCAUGGACGGGCCCAAAGACCCGCGUCUCCGCCAUCCGCACGACUGGUACAAGUACGGCCGCUACGGGCCAUACCACUGGCGCGGCAUCGUCGUCGGCCCGCCCAUCCGCGGCCGCUUCUCCGAUGACCGCGUCUCGCUCAUGUCCGAGGUCCACGACCACGAGGAGUGGGACAGCAUCGAGCAGUUCGACAUGUCAAACCAAUUUUCGCACCGCCUCAACGACCUCGGCGACGACGUCGGGUUCAGGUACUACUGGGUCUUCGUGCGACACCCCAGGUGGCGCCCCGACGAGAAACCCUGGGAGCAAUGGACGCUCUCGGCCGAGGUCGCCGUCCAGGCCGACAAGGACCAGUGGCUCGACAAGUGGAGCCUCAUGGGCAGGUUUGGCAACCCGACGCGCGAGCUGAUCACGCGGUGCGCGGCCUGGACGCGCCCAGACAUCAUAUACGUCAGGCGGCCGCUGUACCAAUCGCGCUUUGAGCCGCAAGAGGAUUUCUUCAGCAAGCUGCGCCCGUUGGUUGAUCCAGCCACGGAGAAUGAGUUCUUGUUUGAUCUCGAGCAGGAUGGCCAAGUCAUUCAAACAACCUACUUCGGUGGUCUCUGCAGGAUAGUGAGGACCAACCCAAAGGCUUAUGUUGAUGAUGUUGUGAAUGCGUACUCAAGGCUGAGCGACGCAGACAAGUCGCGCUGCCUAGAGUUCCUGCUCACAAACCAUCCCAUGGAGCUCCUCCAUCCUUAUACCAAUGAGUGGAAGGUGAAGCUAGAGGAAAUGGAGCUGGGGUGUGAUGCGCCUGAUGAGAGUGAUGAUGAUGUUGGUGAUGAUGAUGGAAAUGAGAUUGUUGAUUGGAUUGAGGAUGAUGAGGGUUUGGAUGAUGAAGGUGAUGAUGAUUAUGAAGAUGCAGAAUUAGUCGAUACAAAGGAAGCAGAUGAAAUUGAAAAUAGUGAGGAGAGUGAGAAGUACUGGGAUGAGCAAUGGAAGAAAGCGAUGAAAAGUUCUGAUAAAAUGGAGAAGCUGGUGAAGACGAGCAUCGAGACAUCAAAUGAGUACAAUAAGCAGCAGAUGGAACUAGCGAAAGAUAUGGAAUGGAAAAUGAGAAGAGCAAACGCAAUAGUUACAGAGCAGGAACAAACUGAGGAAGAUGAGGAGGAGCAAGAGAGCGCAAGGAGCACAAGUGCACAGGAUGGAGGGCAGCGCGAUGUCAAUACAGGGCUCUUCCUGAGGGCCGCCGUCCGGCCAUUCACUUACAGGAAUCUAGUCAAGGAAAUUGUUUUGAUGAGACACCACAUUAUUGACGGAGAGAUAGUUUAGCUUCAAAAUGAUAGGAUAUGUUCAGUGUUUCAGAGAGCCAUUUCAGUGUUUCAGAUUGCUUCAAAACAAUCUCUUGGUUCUGUACAAUAUUAGUGAUAUUGAGCUGUUGUUGACAAUUUUUAAAGCUGGGUUCUUAGGGAAUACUCAAGGCAUCAUGUAAUCUUUCCUCUUACAAUUUUUUUUUAUGAGCCUUUCAGAAUAGAAGCCAUGAUAUUUCUGAUAGAUCGUUCUUCAUAAUGAAAUUCAUAUGUGAGGUUAAUUUUGAUUUA